Corylus avellana is the source of this 1077-nucleotide messenger RNA. RefSeq lists its product as uncharacterized. The record is from RefSeq and is a predicted model, not a curated record. Lineage: Eukaryota; Viridiplantae; Streptophyta; Magnoliopsida; Fagales; Betulaceae.
GAUCGACCUUGUCUAGAGAGCCCAUAAACCUUUGCGGAAUAACCCGCAAGCGGCAAGCGCAUCGGGCAUCGGCAGAACGUUUACCUCAGCCACUGCCAUAGCCAUCGCAGAAAUGAAGCUGAAGGUAGUGUGCAAGAAGGUGUACGAUUACAUUCGCUACGAUCUCAAAGAAAUCGCUUUCCCUUCGUCCUUGCCCGAUCCCCCUCAUAUCAAAAAACGUCGUAAACUCACUUGGCAUGAGCGAUUCUUGGUCUUGAAGGAAGCCUCUAGGCUUUAUGCUGCGAGCUGGGUCCGGGAUAUCGGUCCGGAGCUUCGGCCAAAUGAUUAUAAGAAGCAUGAAGAGAGUGAGAGUGAGAGUGAGGAUAAGCCCAGUGGAGCAAAAAGUAAGACUAAAGAGAAAGAACCAUCGACGUUGGAAGAUCUUGCGGUGGCUGCCAGAGGGGGAAUGGAGACACUAAGGCCUGCUUUGCAACGGGUGUACAUGACAAGAGCUUCUGCCUAUAGAGAUGGUCUCAAAAGUUUUAUACAAGGGUAUCAAGAAGGUGUCCAACAGGUCAGGGAGAAGAAGGAGGAAUCUAAAUCUCAACAAGAUGGCAAUGCACCCAAAAAUUGACCUUGACCUUUCGUAGGAUGCAAUAUAUAUGUUUUUUCUUCUCCAGUUCAUUUCAUAGAGUAUUCGCGCAACUUGUAGAGCUUUCUACAGCUCAGAUUGUAGUGAGCUUCGAGCAUGAUCUAUCCCAUUCAAAGGUUUUACCUUAUUGUAAAGCAAAACUGGAGAGCUAUAGAUGUACUGGAAAAAUAUUUUGUAUAGCUGAUUUCUUUUCAGAUAACUUAUCCAUUCCCGCUUGACUUAAAAGGUUGGGUGCAGAAGGAUCUGCUCGUUCAAAACCCUCUGCUGUUUCCAAAGCAAACAGAUGCAACCAUCACUUGUAUGACCAGGAGAUGGAUGUGGCAAAAAGAAAGAAAAGAGUAAAUACAAGGCGUCAGAAGAUACACUACUUGCUCGAAGUAAGGUGGAAAUUCCGAUCCUCUGAGCAUUGCAGUCGCAGGCCACAAACUCCAAUUUCCCAAGGCAUU